CAUUGCUUGGGCUUGGCGGCUCGCAGGCUCCAUCCCAGAGGCUCCCCUUCAUUCUGACCCUCACGUUUAGGAGCUCAAGCCUGGAACAAUGGUGUGCAUUCCUUGUAUCGUCAUUCCAGUUCUUCUCUGGAUCUUCAAAAAAUUCCUGGAACCAUAUUUAUACCCUCUGGUCUCCCCUUUUGUGGGCUGUAUAUGGCCUAAAAAAGCUGUGCAAGAAGCCAGUGAUAAAAAUAAAGGCUCAGUAGGCUGCAAGGCUGCAGACCCAAAUGGAUUACCAACAAAAGGACCAACAGAAAUCUCUGACAAAAAGAAAGACUAAUGUGAUUUUCCCCAAAGGAUCUCAGUUUGGAAAAUGGACCUGAUGAUACAAAGCACCUUUGUAGUUGUC
Molecule: messenger RNA, 388 nt
Organism: Perognathus longimembris pacificus (Pacific pocket mouse)
Lineage: Eukaryota; Metazoa; Chordata; Mammalia; Rodentia; Heteromyidae
Product: UPF0729 protein C18orf32 homolog
Exons: 1
Coding region: 89-319 (76 amino acids)
Biological process (GO): positive regulation of canonical NF-kappaB signal transduction
Source: RefSeq, a predicted model, not a curated record